Messenger RNA from Pseudophryne corroboree (corroboree frog), 356 nucleotides. It is a transcript of the gene RPS28, whose product is annotated as ribosomal protein S28. The transcript has 4 exons. Bases 52 to 261 code for a protein of 69 amino acids. Gene Ontology annotation, cellular component: cytosolic small ribosomal subunit; ribosome. Lineage: Eukaryota; Metazoa; Chordata; Amphibia; Anura; Myobatrachidae. Gene Ontology annotation, biological process: maturation of SSU-rRNA; translation; ribosomal small subunit assembly. The record is from RefSeq and is a predicted model, not a curated record. Gene Ontology annotation, molecular function: structural constituent of ribosome.
AUAAAAGGCCGAAAAACGCUCCCAAGUUUCUCUUGUAAGCCAGCCGCCAUCAUGGAAGCUAGCCGCGUGCAGCCGAUCAAGCUUGCUCGGGUAACAAAGGUUCUUGGAAGAACUGGAUCUCAAGGCCAGUGUACUCAGGUUCGUGUUGAGUUUAUGGAUGACAGCAACCGUUCCAUUAUAAGAAAUGUAAAAGGUCCAGUUCGAGAGGGAGAUGUUCUCACAUUGCUGGAAUCUGAACGUGAAGCUAGAAGACUGCGCUAGUAUGUGUUUUAGAUCCCUGAAGUUUGUUCUUAAGAGUGGAGUUGGACUUCGGAUCAGCUUGCUUUUUUGAUAAAAAUAAAGAUUUGGCAACACAA